UUCUACAGCAUACUGUCGACUAUCAUAAGUCUAAUGUUUAUCCGUAGUAGGGUUUGUGGUCACGGGAGAAUGAUUUGCACAUCCGACGAUUCUACACGAUAAGAAGCUGGUCGGUCGUGCAGAAUCAAAUACGCCGUCUUUCCGUUGUCUGUUCCUUUGUUUUCUUUCUUCCCCUUUUAUACUAUCCUGACAAUAAUUGAUAAUUUUUGCCCUGCGACUUUACCAGCGCUCUAGUGGGGCGUAGAAAUCAAAAGAUCAUCAAACGCCAAAUUCUACCUGUCCGUGAGAUUUACCGAUUACCGAAGGAACGGCUGUACGGAGUGCUCAAGGAUUCUGCAGCAAUCCACCAUCGAGGUGCCCAUUUCAGUGGAAUAAUUGAUGCAAGUCGUUCGGAGCCUCCGAGUCUCCUCAAGCACAUCAGAUUCAGACCCUCUACCGCUGUUGGUGUCGUGAUUACUGACGAGUUCGGCCGAGGAAGAGUAGUUUUCAAACAGGCGACCUUCAAAUUCUGUGGAAGCAAACACGGCUUUCGACGUUGAAAACAAUAUUUCUUCGGCCAUAUAAUGGAACGGGAAAUCGAGUAAUUAGGACGGCCAGAAGUACUCAGUCAUCUAUCGAUAAACAGGGGCAUGAAUCCUCUUGACUAUAACUUUUCUUACACACUUGGACACACCUAGGACACCGCCGCGAGACGAUCCAGACGGAUAAAUACUUUUACUUCCGCUACCAGUCUACCCGAGUAGGCGGCAACUCCGUUGGUCAGAACUGCGCUUGUUCAGAAGGUGGGUUGAAAUAUUCCACUUUUGUCUGUGUUAGUGGAUCUUUGCACCCAUAUCGUUGCGAAGUGGCUGCGUUUGGAUUCGUAUGUUUGAUUUCAUCCGUGUGUGACAUACUCUUACCCUAUGCUAUUUCCUUAGUACAUUUUCUUUAUGGCAGCUGCGAUAUUCAUCAAUUCCUAAGAGCAGCAAUUACUUUACAUAAUAUAGAAGCUUCCAACGUGGUUGCUUGCAUAAUCUGCAAUAUGGUCUUGAGGAAGGUACUUGGGAGUAUGGGCUCUUUCCCUUUGGACUUGCACUUUCCAUCAUUAAAUAAACUUUUGCGUUUAGCUUAACCAUGCAUCCGUAGUAACUUCGCUGACAUGCGUCUAUUCUGUAGCAUUUUUCUUUAUGGUAACGGGGUUGUGAGAUAUCUACACUGAGAUUCUCUCGCAUAGAAGUCCUAAAAUUGGUAUUUCAACCAAGGAUGCAUCGAACCAGGCAACUACCAGCUGAUACUCCGCUUCUACGAGUAUCCAGACCUGUCUCAGCAUGUUCAAGAUGUGAGUUUAUUCAGCGAGCAGUUUGAGGCAACUAGCUAAUACAUACUAGGUCGAGCCGCAAAAGUCAAGGUCUAGAACUUCUGGCCUUAAAUAGGAGUCAACUAACAAUUAUAUAGUGCGACGGAAAAUUACCCGCAUGUAGUGCAUGUGAGAAGUCUGGACGAGCGAGCGAAUGUUCGAGUGCAAAUGAUCAGUUCGCGAAGGGAAAGGAGAGGAGGUUAGGAGAUUAUCCCUAUUUUUUUAUUUUUUGUAGCUAACGGCCAGAAGUUAUGUUGCUUCUCUUGAAUCUCGAGUCGAGAAGCUCGAAAAACGUUUGGCAUAUGCUAGAUUAAGGAAAGCAUCUGUUGCGAUGCAUGAUUUAGAUACGCCAACGGAACUGCCAGAUCGGAAAGACUCUCUGGCUACGAUAAGAGCCGUGAUUCACGGUAAGGCGGCAAGAAAGAGGGAGGCUGCUGACGUAAAUGAGCUGGUUUCCGAUUUUGGUUUUCUGUGAGAUAUUCACAUUCCUCUUACAUGAAGGUUUUAUGCUGACCUGUAGAUCUGUGCAUGCUACUACGCGUGACUUCGAAUCCUCUACGACUAACAUGACAUUCGCCAGACUUAUUCUUUCAGCGGCCAAUCAUGACGAAUUACCUGAGCCCUGGUCUUUACAAUUGCCACCAAGACCUGCGGCAACGAAAUUGAUCCAAUAUUAUCUGGACAACAUAUUUGCUCUGUAUCCGAUUGUUUCCGAGACUGCUCUAUUCAAUGCAUUGGAUAAAAUUUAUCCGGGCAAUAGUCAACGGGUCACUGAUUUCGAGCAUUGGCUGUUCUAUAUGGUCCUAGCCAUAUCAUCUACAGCUCAAUCCCGAAGUCAUUUAGACUCCAAAUACGAGGAAGGUGUUUGUUGGGCUGGCCGUGCGCUUGCAUACGCUGACCAUGUUCUUAUGCCUGGUCAUGUCUCCCAAAUCCAGGCCCUGGUUCUGUUCGUUCAAUAUGCAAUGCUUGAUCCAGCUCACUUUGACAGUUGGCAGUUGAUGGGCUUUACUUGUCGAGCAAUUGUCGAUUUGGGAUUUCAUCAGGACCCACCUGGAGAGCAGCAACCUGACAGGAAGGCCUUAGAUAUGAGGAGGAGGAUAUUUUAUUGCGUUUAUUCGCUCGACAGGUAAGUGAAUCCUCCUCAUCAAAAGAAUGAAUGUUCAUAAAAGUAGAUCCAUCAGCAUGGUCCACGCAAGGGCAUUUUCUUUCACGGACGACUCAUCUAAUGUUGAAUAUCCAUCCGCAUCGCCUACUCUCCCUUCAAUGGAUCACAGGGAUUCAGUCUCUGGACCCCAUUCCAUGGAAUCUGCCCAUCUGUUGUGGCAAUUAAGGCGUGCUCAAUCGAGUUGGUAUCAAGAGCUGUUUCAGUCCAGCCGAGAGCCAUUACCGCAAGGCUCGACGUAUCUCUGGAAGAUGUGCCGAGAAAUGCGAGAGUGGUCUGAGUCCUUUCCCGAUUCGCUGCCACUCGUCUUUAAGGAUUUCUUUGAUUUGGAACUACUUUAUAGUUACGUCUAUUGUCUUGCCCCGUCAUGUCGAGUCCACGUCGUAUCAGACUAUGCGAAGAAUUUAAUCUUUGAAUACGCCAUAACGUAUAUGCAGAGGAUUUUCCCCAUCAGCCAGGAUCCUAUCAACAAGGCAUUUUAUACCUACCACGACGCACUACGAGUAUAUUUUAUUGGUAGUCAAUUGAUGGCUGUGUUAUCCGGCAGUCAAGAUCAAAUAUUUAACGGAUCACGCAAUACUAGUGGGACGAGCUCUUCUUCCCCGCCGCCUCUUCCAUCAGUUACUGGGCUCGGUCAAAUUGACCGCAGCAUUAACUGUAUAAAUCAUAUCAAGGAGACUUUGAGGACAUUUGGUCAACGAUGGGAGGAUUCGAAAGCUCUUCUAUCUAGUUUUGACGCUCAAGCCGAGCCAAUUAUCAUAAGCUUACACAUGAGGAAACAGCAGCACCAACAGUAUGUCAAGGAAGAACCCUCCAUUGGUCAUAGCCCAAAUUAUAUGUCACCGACUGGCUAUGAUCAUACGGUUUAUCAAAUGGAGCACGAGUGGCCAGGUAUGAACCUGAUGUUUUCGAAUUCAGACGUCUCGGGAUUUAGUGGAGCUGGUCAUGGGGCUAGACCGCCCGGCCUGUAAAAUAGAUCUAACUACUCGAUGAAACGUUGACUGCAAACUAUCACAGUUUUUGGCCUGAUGAAAUAAAGUACACGUUUUUCAAUAAAUAAUUGCCAUCACUACCACUGCCCCUCGAAGUUUCUCAAAAUAGACAAAUCCGACUAUUAUGGAAAGAGUGACCGCUGACUUCCGGCCGUUCAUCUCAACGAGCUUCUCGUCCUUUCCUCGCGUUGAAAGAUUCAUUGUUUACUUUUUGGGGUACACCUAUUUCCGUACAUGUUUUCUUUUCAUCUCAUGCUUCUUCUGUUCAUUCGCAGCUUUUUAGAC
Molecule: messenger RNA, 3775 nt
Organism: Sclerotinia trifoliorum
Lineage: Eukaryota; Fungi; Ascomycota; Leotiomycetes; Helotiales; Sclerotiniaceae
Source: the annotation of a GenBank genome assembly